Perkinsus marinus ATCC 50983 is the source of this 282-nucleotide messenger RNA. RefSeq lists its product as hypothetical. Bases 1 to 282 code for a protein of 93 amino acids. The transcript has 2 exons. The record is from RefSeq and is a predicted model, not a curated record. NCBI's taxonomy places the organism in Eukaryota, Perkinsozoa, Perkinsida, Perkinsidae.
AUGGGCUACAAAGUCCUGCACGUGCCGUACUUCGAGUGGAGGAAGCUCCGUGGUGCGAAGGAGAGAGAGGAGUAUAUGCGAACCAAGCUCAAGGAGGAACCCACUGAGUGGCUCGAUCCUGAGGAUGAGAAAUACUACAUGGCCCGACAUGCAGAGAUGGUCAAAGUCGUUGGAGAAUCCGAGAUCUCAUCCGAGCCUACUCCGCAAGCCAUUGAUAAGGCACCAUCUGUUUCUGGUGCUAGCACUCCUAAAAGCACUUCUAGCGGUGGACGUGGUAUUUGA